UGCCCAUCUGCAACUGGACCAGGAGUGUGGAGUAUUCCAGUGGAGAUCGGUUACUCAAGGCCUGUUGGUAUUUUGUCGUGUCUGAGACACAUUAUCGAGGCUGAGGGAUUGCGAGCCUUGUUUAAAGGUCUUGGACCAACGUUAGUUGGUGUUGCCCCAUCAAGAGCAUUAUACUUCUCGGUGUAUGCAAAAGCUAAGCACACACUCAACAGGAGUGGUGUGGUGUUACCGGACAGCAAGUUUGUACAUGUUGGAGCAGCAUGCUCAGCAGGUAUUACAACAUCAACAUUGUCCAGUCCUCUGUGGGUUAUCAAAACAAGACUCCAGCUUGAUAACGGUGCUACAAGGGGCCAAAUAAUGAAACUUAUUCACAACAUAUGGAAGACUGAUGGAUUCAAGGGUUUCUAUCGAGGACUAACAGCGACUUAUGUUGGCGUUACAGAGACUGUUAUUCACUUUGUGAUUUAUGAACACAUUAAAGCUGAAGUAAAGAGACAUAACUGCAAAGUGCGAGGCAAUAAUGAGAAGAAUAUAGUGGACUUUUUGCAAUUUAUGAUGGCUGCUGCUACUUCAAAGUGCAUAGCAUCUGUAGCAGCAUAUCCACAUGAAGUAAUCAGGACUCGACUGAGACAGAAAGAACUAGAUGGAAAGAGAAGAUAUCACUCAUUCUUUCAGGCCUUCAGGAAAAUACUCCGUGAGGAAGGUAGAGUUGGACUUUAUGGUGGACUGGGAACUCAUCUUCUUCGACAAGUUCCGAACACUGCAAUCAUGUUUCUCACCUAUGAAGCUGUGGUAAAUUUUCUGUGCAAGGAAGAUCUGCCUUAUUGAGCUUAUAUGUCACAGACUAGAAAGUUUAUUCUACUAUUUAAAUGUGUGGGAAAAAAUAAAUGUAACAUGUAUAUCACUAGUGCAAUAAUAUAUGGUAGGGAGUACAUGAAAUGAGAAGAAAUUUAGUCUCGAAUUCAAAUGACUUUUUAAGUCUGGUCACUUUGAAAAAAGAGACCUUAAUGUUGUACAAACUAUGCUCCAAGUCAUUGUCAUAGACUCCAUGGCAUUACUAGCCUGAUUUAGCGAUAAUAACUACAGAAUUUGGUUGCUUUUUGUAUUUCUAUUAAUUUUUAAGCAACCCACCUGUUGAAUUUUACAACCAGAUUGAGUUCAUGGUUCAUUGUUUUCAUACUUUAAGUUGUAAAAUAGCAAUUUUAUACUUUUGUACAAAGAGAUCUGAAAGAUAGUCUGUUCUGCGUCUUAAAAGAUAAUUUUAUAUUUGAAAAGAUUUAUUUAAUUAGGAUAUAUUGUUUAAGAUUAAAGUGAAAACAAGCCAUGUAAACACUGAACUUUACAAACAAGUUGAAGUUUAUGAACGUUGGUGUCCUUAGAGUAAUAAAGUUAUCUUAAUGAUG
Molecule: messenger RNA, 1403 nt
Organism: Orbicella faveolata
Lineage: Eukaryota; Metazoa; Cnidaria; Anthozoa; Scleractinia; Merulinidae
Product: solute carrier family 25 member 36-A-like
Biological process (GO): pyrimidine nucleotide import into mitochondrion
Cellular component (GO): mitochondrion
Molecular function (GO): pyrimidine nucleotide transmembrane transporter activity
Source: RefSeq, a predicted model, not a curated record